GUAAAUCCACAAUAUCGUCACAAAAUUGCUGACUUAGUUGCUUAACAUUUUAUUUGUUUUCGUUAUCAACAGACACCUUAAGCGCUAUAAACUAAGUCUGUAGGUCAGGGUCAAAAUUGUAUUAUUAUUAUUUUAUGAGACAGACUCUUUAAAUGAUGCGCUCAAGACGCGAUUUGUGAUUGGCUGGUACAGUGGCCUGAUAUAUGACGUCAUAGUAGAAAAUACAAAGUUCAGUGUUAAGCAAGGAAUUUCUAUUAUAUUUUAAUUUAAGAUAAAAUAAGUUAAAAUACGAGAAUUUUUGAUGAUAAUUAUUCAAUAAUCUACCCAUAAGUGACAGCCGUAUCGUAAUCUACUUCUAGACAUAGCUAUUUAAUUGAUCUAGUCACUAUAAUUCAUGUGUAGGAAGUAAAUUUUUAACGACUUAUACGCAAAAAAGCUUCUACUACUUUAAUCAAGCGACAACAUUAAUAGUAUUCAAAAUGUUCAUUGAAAAAGAUAAUAAUAUGAAUAACUUUUGGAUUCAGUGUAUUAUUAAGGCACUUUCUUAUGCUGGUGUCUUUUACGAUAUCAUCACAUUUCCCGUCUACUUUUUGAUCCAGCGACCGUGGGCACGACGAAACAGGUCACAAAGAGUUAAGGCAAAACCAAUAAGUUCCGAUAGUACUCAAAUAACAUAUCGUACAGCCGAUCCGCCAAGAGAAAUGCAUUUGAAGAUGGUUCAAGCUGAUAUUGACACAUUAGAAAAGGUAUUAAAGUACAUUUCUGACACACACAAGGACAAGAAUUGCUUAGGUACACGUCAAGUACUCAGUGAAGAGGAUGAAUUGCAGCCGAAUGGACGAUUGUUUAAGAAAUAUAAGAUGGGUGAAUAUACAUGGAGGAGCUAUGUUGAUGUCGAAAAGGAAGCAUGCAAUUUUGGAUAUGGAAUUCGUAAAUUGGGUGUCCAACCAAAAGAUAAUGUUGUGAUUUUUUCGGAAACGAGAGCUGAAUGGAUGAUUGCCGCACAUGGCUUAUUCAAGCAUAGUUGCUCCAUCGUUACGAUUUAUGCAACACUCGGUGAUGAAGGUAUUAUACAUGGCGUUAAUGAAACAGAAGUCUCCACAGUUAUUACAUCUCAUGAACUGAUGCCAAAAUUAAAAUGUAUUUUGGAUAAAUUACCAAAAGUCUCAACCAUAAUCUACUUCGAGGAUCAACUUGUGAAAACAGAUUUGAAAGGAUUUGAACGCAUCCGCACUUUCUCAUACAGUGAUGUCAUCGAAUAUGGAAUUAAAAAUCCAGUCGCUCCAAUACCACCAACUAAAAAUGAUGUAGCUAUAAUCAUGUACACAUCAGGAAGUACUGGAAUUCCGAAGGGCGUAUUGAUUACACACAACAACUGUAUAUCCACAUUGAAAUGCUUCUGCGAUGUUGUUGACAUUUUCACUGACGACGUCCUGUUAGGAUUUUUGCCAUUGGCACACGUUUUUGAAUUGCUAGCUGAAAGCGUUGGUCUUCUUACAGGCGUUCCAAUUGGAUAUUCAUCACCAAAUACUCUCAUCGAUAGUAGCACUAAGAUUAUGAAAGGAACAAAAGGAGACGCAUCAAUUUUGCGGCCCACAUGUAUUACUGCAGUUCCAUUAAUUUUAGAUAGGAUUUGUAAGGGAAUAACUGAUAAGGUUAAUAAGGGAUCUCCACUGCAAAAAGCUAUAUUUAGGUAUUGCUAUGAUUAUAAGUGUAAAUGGGAUAGACGUGGCUACGAUUCUCCAAUCGCCGAUCAUAUCGUAUUCAGAAAGAUUAGUAGAUUGUUGGGUGGAAAAAUACGACUUAUUAUAUCUGGAGGCGCUCCAUUAUCUGCCGAGACUCAUGAACAAAUUCGUUUAUGCUUGUGUGUUGAGGUUUGUCAAGGAUACGGAUUGACUGAGACGACAGCUGCAUCAUGUGUUAUGGAACGUUAUGAUAUGUCAUAUGCUCGUGUUGGUGCACCAUCAUCAAUGGUUGAUUUACGUUUAGUUAAUUGGGAAGAGGGAAAUUAUCGAGUUACCAAUAAACCUUUCCCUCAAGGUGAAAUUGUUAUAGGCUCGGAAAGCGUUGCCGCUGGAUAUUAUAAGAAUAAUGAGUUGACAAAGGAAAAUUUCUUUGAAGAGAAUGGCAGACGCUGGUUUAAGACUGGUGAUGUUGGAGAGAUGCAUGCUGAUGGAGUAUUAAAAAUAAUUGACCGCAAAAAAGAUUUAGUAAAGCUCCAAGCCGGCGAAUACGUUUCAUUAGGAAGAGUCGAGGCUGAAAUGAAGACUUGUCCAAUCGUAGAAAAUAUUUGUGUUUAUUGUGAUCCAUCAAAACAUUAUUGUGUCGCUUUAGUUGUACCCAAUGAAAAAAUGCUAAUGGAAAUGGCUGAGAAUUUAAAUAUUCACAAUUUAAGCUUUGAGAAGCUAUGCUCGUCGCCAAUUAUUGAAAAGACAGUCGGCAAAGAGCUCACUGAGCACGCAAAGAAAUGCAAACUGGAAAAGUUUGAAAUACCGGCAGUUAUUACACUCUGCAAGGAGACUUGGACAACCGAGGGUGGAUAUGUGACUGCUGCAUUUAAAAUAAAACGUAAAGUCAUUCAAGAACGAUAUAAGGAAGAAAUUAAAAGAAUGUAUGCUUCUUAAUAAACUCUUUCCUUUCUUUUUUUUUGUUAAAAAAAGAUCAAAAAACUGUAAUUUCUAAUUUAAUAAAUCUCACAUUAUUUAUUGCAACAAUUUUCUUUUUCACUUAAGCAAUCAAUAAAAAGAAGAAUAUCAAAUGAUAUAGAAAG
Molecule: messenger RNA, 2770 nt
Organism: Chironomus riparius
Lineage: Eukaryota; Metazoa; Arthropoda; Insecta; Diptera; Chironomidae
Source: the annotation of a GenBank genome assembly